CUUCUUCCUUGCCUUUCUGCCCUGCCUGUCAACAGAGUGACAGUCCUCAGCAGCCAAGUGGAGUGUGAGGCAGAGACAACUCCAUUUGUUGGACUACCGGAAGGAUUUCUGAGCUUCAGGUUGGGUUUUCCCUGCUUAGUGUAUUUGCUAAGAGAAAAAUUUCUUCCUGGCAUGGCUAACGGGAAGGCCUUAAACCAUGAACUUUCUAAACUUUUCAAUGAGAUGUGGGAUAUGGAUGUUAACCGCUUUAUGCCUGGGAAAGACUACACAAUUGAACUGCAGGGAAAAGCAGGUGACAGCGCUACCCAAGACAGUGCCGCCAGACAUCUGUUUCACUCUGUAAAUGAAGAACGCAUGAAGAGCAUAAAAACUUUUGCAACCUUUAUUUCCUUACUGGACAACUAUGAGUCAUCAACUGGUGUAGCAGAAGUAGUGACUCCAGAAGAAAUAGCUGAAAACAAUCGGUUUCUUGACGCUAUCUUAGAAACUGAAGUAAUGAAAGUGACUCAUCAGUAUCUGGUUAAAAAACACCUGGCAGAGCCAAACCUUACUGAUUUCAAAUCUCAGCUCUAUGACAUCUGGUUUCAGCUCUAUGCCAGAAAAGAAGGAAACAGACCUGAUUCCUGUGGUUUUGAACAUGUUUUUGUUGGAGAAACAAGGCGUGGUAAACAGAUCUUAGGUUUGCACAAUUGGGUGCAAUUUUACCUUCAGGAAAAGCGUAAUCAAAUUGACUACAAGGGCUAUGUUGCCCGUAAGAAUAAAAACAGGCCUGACAAAGAUGACCAAGUUCUGAGCCUCCAGUUCACUUGGAAGGGCUCGGUAAAGCCAAUUGGAAGCACCUUUAUUGGUGUCAGCCCUGAGUUUGAAUUCGCCCUUUACACCAUCGUUUUUCUGCUGUCUGAAGAAAACGUCACAGGUGAAACAGUGAAGAUAGAGGAAUAUGAGCUACAGAUAGUUGUUUGUCACCAUGGGCAGCACAUUGGAACAGCCUAUCCAGUACUCCUUGGCACCGAUCGUGAAGACUUGCACCGACAGUGA
Struthio camelus australis is the source of this 1038-nucleotide messenger RNA. The record is from RefSeq and is a predicted model, not a curated record. NCBI's taxonomy places the organism in Eukaryota, Metazoa, Chordata, Aves, Struthioniformes, Struthionidae.